Labeo rohita (rohu) is the source of this 1093-nucleotide messenger RNA. Its product is annotated as small integral membrane protein 10-like protein 2A. The transcript is spliced from 2 exons. The record is from RefSeq and is a predicted model, not a curated record. Bases 149 to 337 code for a protein of 62 amino acids. Lineage: Eukaryota; Metazoa; Chordata; Actinopteri; Cypriniformes; Cyprinidae.
CCGGUUAUGAGUCCAUCUUUCCAAGUCAGAAUAAUAACAGGGUGGAGAAUGAUUUCAGCUGAGACGAGAUGACUGUUAGCGCGUUAAAUGCUCACUGUAACACACGCUCAUGUGUCAUAUGUGAGAGUCGUCAGUGAAGCGACCUCUUAUGGCGGGACUGUCGCAUUUAGUGCUGCGUGUGUCGGGCUCGUACGGUGUGUUUUCUAAAGGGCUCAGCAGAACUCUGCUCAUCUUCUUUGAUCUCGCCUGGAGACUCAGAAUCAGAUUCCCCUACCUUUAUGUUAUUGCCUCCAUGAUGUUUAACGUGCGACUACAGGUUCACAUUGAGAUACAUUGAUUGACACUGAAUAGCUGCCUCUUUGAAAUCUCACCUUUUGGACACAAGCCCAGUAAUGGCUCUCAACUCUAUGGUUUCUACAGACUUCAUCAAUAAAGCUCAUGAAUUAUCUAUAGCUUGGAGACAUACUGACAAAAACAUACUGAAUGGGAUACCAGUAGGAAUUCUUCGUGCAAAAUGGACAUCAACUUCAUCGGAGGAGAUGACUAGGAACGUAUGAUGAUACGUCUCUCACAGUUUCAUGUUAUUUUCUUUAUUUUAGAAAGGUAAAUACCUCAUGCUCAGCCGUUGGACGGUACGGACAAUGAGACCUGUGAGACUCAAAAUUCACGUUUGGGAUGAGUUGCUGUGCUUCAGCGUGCUUUUAACAUUGAGAGAACGCAUGAUGAUAAACUGAGUCCAACAGUGUUAAAAUGUGGUUUUUGCACAUUUCAGUUUUGCAUAUUAAGAAAAAUUAAGAUUAAUAUAUUGUUUUUUUUUUUUUUUUUUUUUUUUUUUUUUUUUUUAAGUCUUGUUUAGUCACCGCAUGUCAGCUCACAUUGGGACAAGUCUACCAUUCACCUCCAUCAUCUACUCACUAACACAGUGGCUACUGUUACAGAAAACUACAGGGAUUUGUAUAUAUGGACGGAUUUAUUUGUGUGUGUUUUUGUUAUUAUUAAAUCUGUGCAUUAUAUGGCACAUGCAUUUUGGGAGGAUUGUGAAUGUACUGUGUUUUAAACUUUGACAAUAAAAUAUGAAGAGAUAUUUUGCCUU